GGGAUGACACUUUUAGGCUGGAAGGUGAUAAUCGAGAGGCCAACAAACACUUUCUUGUUUUCUUGAACAGAGCAUAGCAAAGCUUUGAAAUUAUUAUAUUAUUAUUAAUUAAUUAUAUAUAUUCAAAGUUGAUGGCUUUGAUGAUGAUGGUGAUGACCCAACUUUAGUCUGAUCACUUUUUUGUUACUCUCUUCUUCUUUCGGUUUGAGCCUAUUUGGAUUUGUUAUUUUUUCUCUGUCUAUUUCUGACAUUCUGGGAUCUGAAGAUCGGAAUCGAAAAGAAUCCUGAUCUUUGCUCUAGAAAUGGGUUCUUGUUCUGACAAGUUGUUCAACAGAGAGAGAACAGUACAUGAGAUUCUGGGUGGUGGCAUUUUUGCAGAUGUGAUCUUGUGGAGGAACAAGAACGUGAGUGUUGGUAUAGUUACAGUAACAAUAGGAUCAUGGAUGGUGUUUGAGAGCUUUUCUUACACAAUCCUCACUCUUCUUUCAAGUGUUCUUCUCCUCUUGCUCUCUAUCCUAUUCCUCUGGUCCAAAUCUGCAUCUAUUCUCAACAGGCCGUCACCUCCAUUGCCAGAGUUUCAAAUAAGUGAAGAAAUGGCUGACGAAGCUUCCAAGUUGUUACGCUUCCAUGUGAAUAAACUGCUACAAGUCUCGUAUGAUACUGCGAUGGGGAGAGACUCAGAGUUGUUUAUCAAAGUAGCUGUCUAUCUGUUUCUCAUCUCAUUUAUUGGAAGCCUCAUGGAUUUUCAGACACUUUUCCACACCGGGGCUUUGGUAGUAAUGACAGUUCCAGCUUUCUACGAGAGAUACGAGGAUUACAUAGAUGGACAUCUGUUGUUCAUCUACAACAAAGCUAAAGAGCUUUACCUUAGAUUCAAGAUAUGGGCUUAUCCGGAAAAGAAAAAACUAAGCUGAGAACCUCUCUUCUUCAAGAGUUUCUUCUUUUUUAUUUCUUGAUUUUGUAAAAGAAAAGACGAAAAUGUAUGUUUUUUUUCUGAUAAAUGUUUGAAUGGUACAGCCAGAAUAUGGGCAACCCACAGAAAUUUAUUUCACAGUUUUGCUUGAAACUGUGUUGCCUCU
This is a messenger RNA of Raphanus sativus (radish), 1079 nucleotides long. Its product is annotated as reticulon-like protein B12. The transcript has 4 exons. Bases 303 to 914 code for a protein of 203 amino acids. NCBI's taxonomy places the organism in Eukaryota, Viridiplantae, Streptophyta, Magnoliopsida, Brassicales, Brassicaceae. The record is from RefSeq and is a predicted model, not a curated record.